AUGAAACGUGUGCACCCAAGUGGUGCAAGUAAAAGAAAAAAGAAGGAGAGGAAAUCUUUCGAAAUAAAACAAAGUUCAAAAAGUUUGAAUUUAUGGUUAGCUGGUUCCAGUUCCAAUCCUGCAAACAAUGAAAAAUCGCAAGCAGGAAACGAAGAUCAAAUUAAGCCUCCUUCAAUCCAAGCAGAGGCUACUGUAACUACUUCGUCUGGUGGGAGUGAAAAUAAGAGGGAAGAAACUACUACUAGCAAUCAAAAAUUCCUAGACCUAAAUCUAGAUCACCCCAAAACGUCAUUGACGCAUUUCGACAGGAAUUCGUCGAUAAGCUCUGACUCUGAUUCAGAAAUCAGCGAUGAAGAAUCUCAACAAGACACGCUUGAUGCUUCUAAGCAAAACCUUGGUUGUUUCAUAUGUCCAAAUGAAAGUGAUCACAUUGGAAUAAAAAAAGCUUUUAUGGAAAAACAUCCAAUCCAAGUUCAUGAGGGAAAAGGAGCUAAACUUCCGUUUGAUCCAUCCAAACUCUACUAUCGUCUUUUGCCAAAUGGGGAAAAAAUACACAGAAAAUGGUUAUUUUAUUCCAUUGAGCUCAACAAAGUAUAUUGUUCUUGUUGUAUGGCUUUCGGAGGCAAAGAUAACAGAGAUUCCACAUUUAUUACUGGACACGAUGUUACACCAAAACACAUUUAUAAAUCGGUAGAAACUCAUGAAAACUCCCAUUAUCAUGAACUUGCGGCCAAGGCAGCUUUUCAAUGCCUAAAAGGUCGUGAUAUUGAGAGUCUUCUAGCGGGGAACCAAUCUAAACAACGAGAAAGAGAAGUUCACACAAGAAGAUUAGUUGUUCAACGUUUGAUUGACAUAUUUUUAUUUCUGGGUAGACAAGGCAUUGCUACAGAGGGGACAAAGCAGAAGGGGCCUACUCACUUGACUCUGUAG
Messenger RNA from Diabrotica virgifera virgifera (western corn rootworm), 930 nucleotides. RefSeq lists its product as uncharacterized. The record is from RefSeq and is a predicted model, not a curated record. The coding region runs from base 1 to 930 and encodes 309 amino acids. The transcript is spliced from 2 exons. Lineage: Eukaryota; Metazoa; Arthropoda; Insecta; Coleoptera; Chrysomelidae.